CACGCGAUACUUUCUCUCCCAUCCAAACAACUCCAUAAUCAAACCAACAAAUCCCAAGCCCCCAACUCACCCCAAAUCCCUCUCCCAUGUAAACACAAUCACCUCACCCUCCUACACCCCAAUCCUCAAUCGAAACAUGUUAACCGUGACGAGUGAUAACCAGUGAAAAAAAAAAAGAAAUCUCUCACCAAUGUACGACAACUACCUGAACCCCAAGAUGAAGAGUGACCUGGAGUCAUCGUCUCUCCACCUGCACGACCACCUGACAACAUCCUCAAGUGCUCAUCCCCUGGUGUCAAGAACCCCCUCAAGUGUUAUUUCAUCCCUAUCCCAGAGUGAUACCCUGAUGACAAGUGCCCCGGAGGCACCACGAAAGCCAGGUGCACGUCGCCAGGAAAAGCCCCCCUACUCCUACAUAGCCCUGAUAGUAAUGGCGAUUCAAUCGAGCCCAGAUAAACGUCUGACCCUCUCCGAGAUAUACACAUUUCUCCAGCAACGAUUUCCCUUCUUCCGAGGGUCCUACCAGGGCUGGAAGAACUCAGUGCGUCACAAUCUGAGCCUCAACGAGUGCUUCAUAAAGCUACCAAAGGGCCUGGGAAGGCCAGGAAAGGGCCACUACUGGACAAUUGAUCCAGCGAGUGAGUACAUGUUCGAGGAGGGUAGCUUUCGCCGAAGGCCCAGGGGCUUCCGGAGAAAAUGUCAAGCACUGAAGCCCCAGUACUCCCAGUACUUUCCCGGUGGUGCACCAGUGGGUGUCGGAGGGGUACAGCCUCCCUGCUACGACAAUAUACCGGCUACCGGUGUUGAUUAUUCAAAUGGAUAUCAAAAUCAGUAUCAAAAUUAUCAAGAGUAUGCUACGAUGUACGGUGCUGCUGCUGGAACUGUUCCAGAAUGGAGUUCCUAUCCUGAAACUGCGUACAAACCCCCACCCCCACCAAUUGCCGAGGUGACGUACAAGACGACUGAGGUCACGUACAAAACUGGUGAGGCUUCGUUGUACAGAAAUGGAGAGAUUGCGUUUAAAAAUGAGCCAUACGUCAGGAGUCAGGAUCAGCUUACCUACAGACCCACCGAGGGAUUUUUGAACAAAGAGCAGGUACAGGAGGGGGUGGGAUACAAAACCGAGAGUGAUAACGAGGCCCUCAUGAGCUGUAAUUACAAGUGUACGACCAGUGGACAACAGCAAUUACCACAACAUCCUCAGGAUUAUUAUGUUGGAUAUGGGCUUGGGGGUAAUUGUGGUAAUAUCAAUGUCGCUGCUAUGAGGAGUCUUCAAGCACACACCGGGGGUAGUAGUUCAGUUGGAAAUAUCAGCUCACCCUACAGUGAAUGCCCUACGCCCGCUACUGAUCAUGGGCUGAGAAUUCAGAGCUGCAAUUCAAGUUCGAAUAGUUCAGGUGGUGCCUUAGUGGAGCGAAAAUCCUCGUACCUCGGACACACGCCAAGUUCUGUGUAUUUCAUCUAACGAAAGACCAGACACGAUCGAUACCAAUCACUUCACCAAAAAAUUGACGCAAAAAUGUACCAAAAAAAAAUGUGCCUAUUUAUAUUCAUAAUCAUCAGCUCUAGCGAAGAGAAAUCUACUGUUAAAUUAAGACUAGGGAUUAAGCCAAAGGAUUAUCUGUUCCGUAGAAUAAAGAUAUUGUUUGCUAAAAAAUAUUGUCUGGGAUUUUACUUACCUAUUCG
Messenger RNA from Diachasmimorpha longicaudata, 1686 nucleotides. RefSeq names its product forkhead box protein F2-like. The transcript is spliced from 2 exons. Gene Ontology annotation, biological process: regulation of transcription by RNA polymerase II; animal organ morphogenesis. Lineage: Eukaryota; Metazoa; Arthropoda; Insecta; Hymenoptera; Braconidae. Gene Ontology annotation, cellular component: nucleus. Gene Ontology annotation, molecular function: RNA polymerase II cis-regulatory region sequence-specific DNA binding; DNA-binding transcription factor activity, RNA polymerase II-specific. The coding region runs from base 191 to 1465 and encodes 424 amino acids. The record is from RefSeq and is a predicted model, not a curated record.